Molecule: messenger RNA, 2682 nt
Organism: Closterium sp. NIES-65
Lineage: Eukaryota; Viridiplantae; Streptophyta; Zygnematophyceae; Desmidiales; Closteriaceae
Source: the annotation of a GenBank genome assembly
AUGCGAGACCCUGCGAUCAUCCUCACUUCCACUGGAGGCACACGGGAGGAAUGGGUCUGCGUCCAGGCAGGAUGCGAGAAGGCGCAGGGGAUCCAUUUCGAGCAGGCUUCGUCUCACAUUGUAUCCGCUCGUCACAAGGAGGUUUUGCGGAAGGAGAGUUCAGCAACACGUGUCGGCACGUUCCCUCAGAAGAUGAUAUCCUUCAAGAAGGAGCUCCUGGCGGUGGUCGUUCGCUGGGGUGGCCUGGAGUUCCUGCUGAUAGCAUCAUACAUCCCGGCUCAGGCGGUGAACAGGAGUAGUUUCUACAGAGACAGCCUGGAGCCGUUUCUGCAAUCCCUGCCGGUGUUUCACCACAUUCUGGUGAUGGGUGACCUCAAUGUGGUCGAGGAUCCGGACCUGGAUCGCACCUCACAGGCUGGCUCCUCGGCAGAGAAUCACCGCCUCUUGAGCUGCUGGAGGAAUACGGACCUGCGGGAUGCUUUCAGACAUAUCCACCCGGACAAAAGGGAAUACACCUUCUUUGCAAGAGCAACGAGGUCCAGCUCAAGGAUAGACAGGGCACUAAUCUCACAACCACUGCUGAGCAAGCUGGUAGAGGCGAGGCAUGUGGCGAUUACCAACGGAAUGACUGAUCACUGGAGCGGGAUAGGGGUGGUGCUGGAGUCGGCGGAGGCUGUGAAAAACGGGCCGGGCAUCUGGAGGUUACGGGCAGAUCAUACACAGAAGCAAGGAGUACAGAAAAUCAUCAAAAAAAUCAUCGAGGAAUCAGCAGGAGCAUCAGUUGACGAGCUGCUGGAGAGACUAACCACAUGCUUGAAGGCAUACUCGAGGGAAGAAAGGAAACGAGAGAAGGCCACGCAACUCCAUCUCACCAGGGAGGUGGAACGGUUAAGGUUGCGUGUGUCCAGAUACCCGCACUGCCAACGAACGGGGAGGACUCUACUUCGGAAAGAGGAGCUGCUGGAGGCAUAUGAGAGGAGCCAUAAAGAACAGUUGCAGUUAUGGGCAGGCAUCGAAGCGGAGAUGGACGGGGAGGUGGCGUCGGGCACUCUAUCGGCGCAAAUCAAGACUCGCAAGGCAAAAACAACAAUUCGGGAGGUAGCGCGGAACGGGAGCCUGUUCUCGGGGGUGAAGGAGGCUCUCUCGGCGGCGACAUCUCACUUUCGUGAUGUCUUUGGGUGUGUCAGCAGCAGCGCGGUACCUGCCACAGAAGAUCAUCCCAUGCAACGGCGAUUGGGGGAAGCAAGUAGAGGAGCGCUGAGUGCACCCUGGACGGAGGACGAGGUUCGGAAAGCAAUACGGGAACUUGCCCCAAGGAAAUCACCGGGCGCUGACGGGCUGCCUAAAGAGCUCUUCGAUUACAACUGGGGGCUGCUGGGACCAGUGCUGAUGGACCUGGUGAGGAUUUUCACGGGCGGAGAGGCGUUGCCGCACACGGUCUCAACAGCUGUGACCAUCCUGCUGCAUAAGAAGGGGGAUAAAGGCGACCUGGGGAACUAUCGGCCGAUAACGCUCCUUAGUACGGUUUACAAAAUCAUAGCAAAGGUGAUGGCGAGCCGGCUCAAGGUGGUGUUGCACGAGGUCAUCUCGGAGGACCAAUACGGGUUCCUACCUGGUAGGCAGCUGGCGGACGCGGUGUCGGUGGUCGCGGAUGCCAUAGAAGCAGGAGCGAAUGGGAAAGAGGACUGGUACCUGAUGAUGAUUGAUUUUCAAAAGGCUUUUGACUCAAUCUCGCGGGACUACCUCUUUGACACGUUGCGGAAGCUGGGUUUGCCAGAGGUUUUCGUAUCCUGGACAGAGGGGCUGCACAAAGACGCGGGGACGUGCCUGCACAUCAAUGGCUGGACAGGAGACAGGGUGGCGGUGGAGAAGGGAGUGCGCCAAGGCUGCCCGCUGGCGCCGUACCUCUUCCUCUGUGCAGUAGAGCCGCUGUGCCAAGAGUUUAAUCGGAAAAAGCUGGGAAUCGGGAAGCGAGGUGUGGGCACGCUAGCAUACCUGGGUUACGCUGAUGAUACAUCACUGUUACUGCGCGGAGCAGAGCAGCUGGAAGCAGCGGCGGAUGUUCUGACAGUCUUCGGAAGAGAGUCAGGGCUGGUGAUGAACGAGGGGAAAACGGUAGUCUUCCCGCUGGGGAAAAACCGUGGGAAGCCGCCACCGCACAACCUGCGUUACAAAUGGGCGGACAAGGAGGAGCCGGAGCGACUGUUGGGGAUCUGGAUCACGCUGAAUGGUGACCCAACUCCAUCCUGGAACAAAGCAUUGGGCAGGGCGAAGGGAGAGUUAGCAAAGUGGGAGAUGCAACACCCGACGACAUCGGCGAGAGUGACGAUAAUCAACAGCUACAUCACUCCGAUUUUUCUUUUCCAGGCACAAAUAUACCUGCCGCCGGAGGCCAUCUGGAAGAAGAUUCGCAAGAUCUGCCACACCUUCGUCUCGAAGGGAGAAGCAGCGGAGGAGAAACGCUUCAUCCUCUGGAACUAUCAACUGGUCUGCACACCGCGGAAGGGCGGGGGGCUGGGUCUGAUUUGCCCCGAGCAGAGGGUCAACAGCAUCUCCAUUCGGAACGUCUGCCGUCUGAUGCUGCGGCCGAGCUCCGUCAAGAAGUGGCUGGCGGAGAGGGCGGCGGAGAUGCCCCUGGGGCUGGACACAAUCUUCGCGCACAAAUCGCUGCUAGACCACUAG